GUCUUGGAGUGCGUCUGCCGGGCGCCCCUUUGUGGGGCCAAGCUCUUUGCAUCCGCCCUGGCGGCUUUGGGUUACCACAUUCUGGGCAGCAAGGGCGUGCGUGGUCGUCCUUUGAAGAGUAUCAUUGGCUGGACCCUGGACUUGCCUCACCGCACCGAUUUCAAGGUGGAGCCGCCGGCCCAGCUGAUGAAGGCCUUCGAGGACGCCCGUGAAGCCUGGCAAAGGCAAAAGGAAGCUGCGGCGCGGCGGCUUCCGACCGCCAAGGAGCGAAUGGCACGCAGUGAGGCUGCGGAAUCUGCCCUCCAGAUUGCCUAUUCCCAGGGUUCGGAACUCUUCUGCAGCCACCAGUUCCGCGUGUCCGAGUCGGUGAUGGUCCCCCGCCGGGGCACGGAGGCGGUGGCACAGAGGGCCGCGCAGGAGCUCAAGGUUCUCAAAGGAUCGGGUCCGCGCCGUUUGCUGGACCUCGGGACGGGAAGCGGGUGCAUCGCCAUCUCUGCUCUUCUUGCUCUCGAGGAGGGCUGCGAAGCCGAAGCCGUCGGCUUGGACAGCAGCGCCGAGGCUUUGGCUGUUGCCCAGAGCAAUGCUGAGAACUUGCUGCGGACGCCGCGACAUUUCCGAGGGGUGGAGGCGUGCUUUUCGGACCUCGGGUCUCCCAGCUUGGCCAGGACCUUGAUGGACUCGAACCAUGCCUUCGAUGUGGUGGUCGCCAACCCUCCAUAUCUCACCCGGGCGCAGGCCUCGGAGCUCCUGGGGCCCAAAGCGGAGGCCAAGGAGCCCUGGCAG
This is a messenger RNA of Symbiodinium necroappetens, 783 nucleotides long. Lineage: Eukaryota; Dinophyceae; Suessiales; Symbiodiniaceae. The record is from the annotation of a GenBank genome assembly.